Molecule: messenger RNA, 1890 nt
Organism: Ectocarpus siliculosus
Lineage: Eukaryota; Phaeophyceae; Ectocarpales; Ectocarpaceae
Source: the annotation of a GenBank genome assembly
AUGGAGAAGGUGGUGCGUCCUGCCAACCAGCUACAGCUGAGUGAAACGGAGAUGAAGGAGGAGCACACACGGGUCCUAACGGCCAAUGACCCUAACGUUCCCAACAAUAUCAGCAAGUACAACUACAAGGAUCACAUGUAUAAGAUAGAUCCUCCAGGGCCCGGUGACCACCUGGCGAUGCAUCUAGCUAUUGAUGGCUGGGCUCUCUUUCGCGAGGGCGACGAGGCCAAGCUGCAAGCGACGGCAGAGGAAAAGAGAAAGGCGGCGGCGGACGAGGCUAGGAAGGAGGCGCAGAAGCAGGCUAUCGAGGCGGGAGAAGAACCUGACCAGGACGCCGGUAAUGAAAGCGGGAAAAACCAGUUCAACUACUCUGAGCGCGCCGCACAGACCUUCAACAAUCCUAUGCGGGAGAGAGGAGUAGUUACGGAACCGCCGCCAAUGCUUUCUUUCAGAAACACCGUGGCGCAGUGGGAGAUUUAUGACUCGUACAUGGCAGAGUACUCGGCACAGAUGGCUGAACAAGAGGUCGAAAACAAGAAGAAGAGAGAAAAAGAGGCCGCCGAUGAUGGGGCGGGCGGAGGGGGCCGGAACGAGGACGACAUGGUUCACAGCGCCAAGAUGGGAGGUGCCCUCAAGAUUCUGGAGCGGAUGGUAAACCAGAAUGCGGAGGACGAGAUCUUCCAAGACUUCAAGUACUGGGAGGACGCAUCGGAUCAUUUCCGUGAGGGCGAGGGAUCUUUGCUCCCCCUGUGGCGCUUCAGCACGGACAGGACCAAGAGGAAGCAGGUGACGGCCCUAGCGUGGAACCCGCAGUACCCUGAUCUGUUCGCGGCAGCCUAUGGCAGCUACGACUUCAUGCGCCAGGGCAGCGGGAUGGUGUGUUGCUUCAGCUUGAAAAACACCAGCCACCCGGAGUACACCUUCGGCACCGAGAGCGGGGUUAUGUGCCUCGACUUUCACCCGGUGCACAACUCCUUGCUGGCGGUGGGCUGCCACGACGGCACCGUCAUGGUUUUCGACGUCAGACACAAGGCGAACCGCCCCAUCUACUCCUCUAGCAUCAAGACGGGCAAGCACACGGACCCCGUGUGGCAGGUGUAUUGGCAAAGUGACGACCAGCCCAAGGAGCUGAAUUUUUUCAGCAUUUCCUCCGACGGCCGGGUGGCCAGCUGGGUCAUGUCCAAGAACGAGCUUAAGAUGGAGCCAGUCAUGCAGCUCAAACUCGUCAACACUAUCAAGGACGACCCGGAGGAGACCUCUCUCUCCGGGCUGGCUGGGGGCUGCUGCUUCGACUUCAACCGGCACAGCGAGCACCUCUUCCUCGUGGGCACCGAGGAAGGGAAGAUCCACAAGUGCUCAAAGGCGUACAGCGGGCAGUAUCUCGAGACGUACGAGGGGCACAACAUGGCCGUCUACACGCUCAGGUGGAACCCCUUCCAUCCCCGGGUGUUCGUGUCGUGCUCGGCGGAUUGGACGGUGAAGCUGUGGGACCACAGCGUGCCGUACCCGAUCAUGAGCUUCGACCUUGGAAAUGCGGUUGGCGACGUUUUCUGGUCGCCUUACUCGUCAACGGUGAUGGCGGCGGUCACGAGCGACGGGAAGGUGCACGUCUUCGACCUGGCAGAGAACAAGCACGAGCCCUUGUGCGAGCAGAAGGUGGUGAAGCGAUCCAAGCUGACCCAUGUGUGCUUUAACAAGCAGGACCCCAUCAUCAUCGUCGGCGACGACCGGGGAGGCGUGAACUCGCUCAAGUUAUCGCCGAAUCUCCGCAAGGUCCACGAGCCUCGCGACGACGAGGGCAACGUGGUUGAGCACGACCCGAUCAAGCUGCAGGUCGACAAGAUGGACAGGCUGCUCACCGUGGCAGAUACCAAGCCUGUUAGCGGCUGA